AUGGCUGAUGUACAAGAUGAUGUACAAAUUGUUAAAAAACGAAAUGAUUAUGGCCAAUGUACACAAGAUGAGAGCAAGGCAUUGUUAGAAAUUAUGGUUGAUGCAGCAAAUCGAGGGUGGCGUGAUAAUAGCGGUGUGUUUACUAAACAAAUAGUGGAAGAUAGAAUUCUUCUCGCUCUUAAUUCAGAACUUGUGUGUAAGAAGAAUUACAAUCAUUAUUAUAGUCGACUUAAGUGGUUUAAAAGUCGAUGGAUCUCUUAUUCAACUCUUUUGAAGUUUAAUUCCGGUUUUGGUUAUGACUCAAAUACAAAGAAGUUUACCGCUCCCAAUGAAGUAUGGGAUGACUACCUAAAGGCUCAUCCAAAAGAUAAAAAUUUACGUGAUGGGGAAUCUGAUGAUUACGAGGACUUACAAACUGCUGUUGGAGGCGGCGUUGUAAUUGGUAAAAAUUUGAUUGGAUUGGGUAAUGUUACUAAUGCAAGGACAUUAAAAGCUAGUGAAGUGCAAGAUAUGUGCAUUGAUGACUUGAGUUAUGAUCUUGAGGUGUUUGAACAAAACAACUCGCCACUGAUGGGUUCUCCUAAAGUUUUUGAGUUGCCUAAGAAAAAACUUCCAACCAAAAGAGGAAGAAGCAAGUACGAGGGAGGUUCUAACUCAAGUAGCAAUAAUCCUAAAAGUGGUAUUUUUGAACAACUUGCUAAACUCACCACAACUUUUGAAGGGGUGUAUGGCUUAUUGCAAAGAAGGGAAAAUGAAAAGAUGUAUACAGCUUGGGAUGCAAUUAAGGAGGUGCCAAAUUUAAGUGAAGAUGUUCGUUUAGAGGCAUUUAACUUGCUUGACACCAAAACGAAAAAGGAUGACUUUUUGAGAAUGACUCCUGAAGAAAGAGCAAAUUGGAUACUUGAGUAUACAAGAUUUUAUCCUUACUUUAAGGACUGUGUUGGUGCUAUGUAUGGAACUCAUAUCCCAGCUACGAUACGAGGUCGGGCAGUAAGUAGCUAUCGUAAUCGUCAUGGUUUUGAUUCUCAAAAUGUUUUAGCUACUUGCAAUUUUGAUUUGGAAUUCAUAUAUGUGCUUAGUGGGUGGGAAGGUUCUGCACAUGAUUCAAAAGUGUUAAAUGAUGCAUUAAGGAAAUAUUUUCUUGUAGAUCGUAGAUUUGCUAAUCGUCGUCAGUUUUUAGCUCCUCUUCGUGGUGUUCGAUAUCAUCAAAAAAAUUUUGAUGGUGAAGGUCGUCAUCCAAGAAAUGCAAAUGAGCUUUUUAAUCUCCGACAUUCUUCAUUGAGAAAUGUGGUUGAGAGAAUUUUUGGUGUGUUCAAAUCAAGAUUUACGAUAUUUAAAGUUGCAGCUCCAUUUUCAUUUCAAACACAAGCGGAGUUCGUAUUAGCUUGUGCUGGAUUAUACAACUUUCUUCGAAAAGAAUGUCGUUCUGAUAAAUUUCCGGUUGAAAGCACAGAUGACCAGCUUUCUGACACGGAUGAUGAUAUUUAUGAAUUAAAUCCUUUAAGUCAACAACAACAAAGGGAAGAAACUAAUAACUGGAAGAACAAGAAGACGUGCACUGAUGAGUGGCUUAGAUAUUUAUUUGUUAUUAAAUAUUAUUUUAUAUAUUAG
This is a messenger RNA of Daucus carota subsp. sativus, 1611 nucleotides long. RefSeq lists its product as uncharacterized. NCBI's taxonomy places the organism in Eukaryota, Viridiplantae, Streptophyta, Magnoliopsida, Apiales, Apiaceae. Bases 1 to 1611 code for a protein of 536 amino acids. The record is from RefSeq and is a predicted model, not a curated record. The transcript has 5 exons.